AAGCAAUGUCACAUAUCGCGUAAAAGGGAUCAGUCAACUGUGGAUGCUUAGUUUUCAGCUGUCUAGAAAUAUAGACAGUGUGUCCUCUUGGUACAAUGAAAGCUGAGCUGUCACUAGACUUUACAGGAAAUGUAAUGCUUGUCACCUGCUGUGCAACCAACAUGCAGAGAUGGUCAACAUUAUUCUUUGCGGAUGAUUCUCUCUUUGUAGGAGCGUUGUCCUGAGCUGGAGACGUGGGCCCAUGCUGCCGUGCCGAACAAACGGGACAGCAAGAAAAGAACUAAACUCCCAGAGACACCCAAGACGGCCGAGGAGAUGUGGCAGCAGAGCGUAAUCGGCGACUACAUGGCAAAGUAUAGGAGCGACAGGAAGAAGGCUCAGAGUGCCAUCGAGGCAGCCUGGAAGGCUAUGGAGAAGAAGGAGAAGAUCCCAUGGAUCAAGAAAGCAGCUGAGGACCAGAAGCGAUACGAGAGGGAGCUGUUGGAGAUGAGGACGCCCCCACCUGGACAAGGACAGAGGAAACCGAAAUUUGACGGGGAGCCCAAGAAGCCACCAGUGAGUGGCUACCAGAUGUUCUCUCAGGAGCUGCUGACCAACGGAGAGCUCAACCACUUCAGCUUGAAGGAACGCAUGGUGGAGAUCGGAAAACGCUGGCACAAGCUCAGCCAGAGCCAGAAGGACAAGUACAAGAAGCUGGUGGAGGAGCAGCAGAUUGAGUACAAGGCUGAGCUGGAAGCCUGGGUCAAGUCUCUCUCUCCUAAUGAACGGGCACUUUAUAAAGAGUUCUCCACCACGAAACGACGGACCACGACCAAAGCACGGGGACCAAGCGCCAAGAUCCGUGUGACUGCCAAGGGGAAGGCGGUAGGUGCCAGAGCUGCAGCAACGGGGGUCGGGGUGGGCAAGCGGGCCAUGGCGUACCGGGCCAAGCAGGAUUCAUCAGACUCUGAUGAUGAUGAUAAGACUGACUCAUCCGAUUCUGAUGACGACGAUGAAUCUUCAGGUAGCACCGACAGCGACGACGAUGAGAAUGACGACGACGAAGAUGACGACCAAUCAGGGGACAGCAGCUCUUCCUCAGAGGACAGCAGUGAUUCGGAGUCUGACUAGCCCUUGCCUGUACAAAGAGGAGGGGCUGUGCGGGACACGCCUCCUCGCAACUCAUUUGUCCCGUCUUGACCAGAAGGCGGCGGUGACGUACCAGUGCUGGCCCGUGGGCUCUUCUCUCCCCAAUCUGACUAGAAGGAAACGCAGUGGGGUGGGGGGGAAAUGGUGGAGGGAGAUGGGAGAUAGCAGCAAGCUUCUCCUCCUGAUGACCCAGAGACUGAAUCAUUGACGGGACAAUGUCUCGACUUUAAAAGGGGCUUAGUUACCUGUGUGUUCCAAUGCAUACAUUUUUUAAUGCCUUUAUAUGGGUGUAAUUAAAAACUUUUUGUUUUUUUUACACUAUUAAAAAAAGGACAUUUCGGAAGCAGUUAAAGCUUUUUGAAUUUUUGGAACAAUUGGUUUAUACAGAGUUAGGCUGGAAAUGGCCAUAUUGAGGUGUUCACUGCCGUUUUUUUGUCCUUUGUUCUUGCUGAUAGCCAGCACAGAGGAAGGACUGUUGCUGCUUCCCCUCCAUUUGAACAUCUGACCCUCAAUAAUAAAAAUGCACUUUUUCUCUUG
Messenger RNA from Hypomesus transpacificus, 1665 nucleotides. Its product is annotated as nucleolar transcription factor 1-like. NCBI's taxonomy places the organism in Eukaryota, Metazoa, Chordata, Actinopteri, Osmeriformes, Osmeridae. The transcript is spliced from 8 exons. The coding region runs from base 316 to 1110 and encodes 264 amino acids. The record is from RefSeq and is a predicted model, not a curated record.